Messenger RNA from Pelagomonas calceolata, 2472 nucleotides. NCBI's taxonomy places the organism in Eukaryota, Pelagophyceae, Pelagomonadales, Pelagomonadaceae. The record is from the annotation of a GenBank genome assembly.
AUGGACGAGCCCGCCGAGCUGUCCAACAUCAGGGUUGUAGUAAGGGUGCGCCCGGCACAAGAUAAAACAAAGACGGAGGCUGUCACAUGCGGGGACCAGCUCGAGGUGGAUUGUGGUGAUGGGAAGCGCUUCACGGGUGCGUUUGCUGAUAUAUUGGGGCCCGCAGCGACGCAGAAUGACGUCUACCGCAAGGUCGAGGACGUCGUAUUACAAACAACCGAAGGUAUUAACGCGUGCGUCAUGGCUUAUGGGCAGACCGGGGCCGGCAAAACACAUACGAUGCUCGGCGAUAACGACGGUAUCAUUCCGAAGGCUUUGAACGCUCUAUUUGACAAGCUCGGGAGCGACGAGCCGCCCACACCUGUUGCCCAAACUCCAGCACCUAGAGCGGCCAAAGUCUCCGUCAGUUUGUUGCAAAUCCUGGGCGAGAAGCUCGAGGACCUCCUAUCGCCUUCAUCAGAAAUACCGCUGAGGGUGCGGCUGGCCUCCCGUGUUACCGAUGAGCUCUACGUGUCUGGGUUGUCCUCCAUCGUGGUGGACGACGCCGAGGCAGCUUUAAAAGUUGUGAAUCGGGGCUUGAAAGGGAGACGAGAGCGCUCGACCAAAAGAAACGACGCUUCUAGUAGAUCGCACGCCGUGUUGAGGGUCGACAUCGAGAAAACGGAUGAUGUAGAGGUCGUCAAGUCUCGAUUAUAUUUGGUUGAUUUAGCUGGAAGCGAACGGGCCUCGGCCCUCGAGGACGACGCGGAGGGCAGCCCGUCCAAAAUGUACAACCCCUCGGAGACGCAGCGCUUCAAAGAACACGUGGACAUCAACCGUUCGUUAAGCGCUCUGGGGAACGUGGUGUCGGCCCUCAGCGACGGGCCGACGAAACGGCCGCACGUCCCUUAUAGAGACAGCACGCUGACGCGGUUGUUGCAGGAUUCAUUGGGGGGGAAUACGCGGACGGCAAUUGUGGCGUGCUGUGUGGAAAUCAACCAGUGCGUCGGGUGCUUCUCAGCGAUGGCGUGGCCGCGCUGGCUCUGUCGAGCGGCGAGGAAUCGGCAUCGCCAAGCCAUCGAGCAGGCGUCGCGUCGAUGGCGUGGAGGUCGACGCGGCGAUUCAGGAUGAACGCGCCGUAAAAUUUUGAUUUCCACACAGGUGGCGUGCUGCGCCCCCGAAUCGAUCUACGCGGACGAGUCCGUGUCUACUUUGAAAUUUGCGGACCGCGCGCAGCGCGUCCUCGCGCGCGUCUACGCGAAUCGCGACGUCGUGCCGUCGGCGUCCGACGCGACGCUCGCGACGGCCCUCAAAAAGGCCAAGGACGAGAUCCGGCGCCUCAAGGAGGCUUUGAGGAGCGCAUCGCCGGUCAAGCCGCCGUCCUUCGUGAAGCAGAUGCAGCUCGUCGACGUGACGAAGAGCCUCCAGGCCGAGGUCGCGGCGCUUCGCGCGGAAAAUGAACAGUUGAGGAAGCUCUUGGAUCCUCAGAUGGCGGCCAGCGUCAAGGCGGUCCCCUCAGCAGAUAUGGUCUCGCGGACGUCGCCGCGGAAGAAGAAGAAGCAGCGGGGGCGGCCGCCGCGGCCGUCGUCGCAGCCCGACGACGUUAGUAUAACACAGUUCCAGCAGCGGCUCGAGAAGCUGGAUACCGUCGUGGGCCCGCGGCCGACGUCGGCCGCGCGGGCCUCCUCCGAUAGCUUAGCAGCGGAGGCUGCCAAGCUUGAAGAGAAGGCAGCUUCUAAGAUGCUGGCGGAACGCCAAGCCCAGGUCGAGGAGGAGCUGUCGCAGGACGAGGCCGAGUUCGAGCGGAUCCGGCGGGAGCGCGAGGAAUUGGAGAGGCAGCUGGCCGAGAUGGAGGCGGUCGACGAGCCGCCGCCUCCACAAAAAACGCCGCCCCGGCCCCAGCGGCGCCGCCGGCGGCGGAAACCAGCCCCGGCACCAAUCGUCCAGUCGCCGCCGCCGGAGGAACCUACGGCGAUAUUGUAUGGUGACAUGAGAGACGUCGGCGGUCGCGUCGAAGUGUUUAGCUUCCGGUUCAACCGGGCUUAUGCUGGGGACGUCGUCUCGUACGAUCCGAAACGUGGAUUACAUUGUGUCGCCUACGACGACGGCGAGAAGAAGUGGCACGACCUCUUCGACAAGUCGAUCAAGUGCCUGAAGGCUGGGAACGGCAGGGAGACACCGCCGGAAGCCCCUCCCUCCACGACGCCCUUAUCGCUCUCGCACGCGCUGGCGCGGCGCGGCGGGCCGCGCCGCAGACCUCGCCGCAAGAAGAAGCUGACCAACAACCCGGUGGCCGCGACGGGCUACGUGACGACGUCGCCGUGCAAGGGCUCGGAGAUGCUGCCCCAGCUUGGCGAGAUGUACGGGCCGGGGCGGGGGGAUGCGGUCGGGGCGUUCUAAGUUUGUGUUUUGUUACAUUCUUACUAACAUAUCCGGUGGCGGCGGUGGCGGCGGUGGGGCGCGUGCUACAGGGGGUCGCGACGGCGGCGGGGC